AUGUCAGAUGAGCGCAUUCUUCUAGUUACGGGGAUUCCUACGAAGCUGUGUCGUGGCGAGGAGCUCUACAAGGUGUUUGGAAGCUACGGUGCGAUUCAGCAGCUGCGUAUCGGAAGCGAUGGAACCACAAAGGGGUGCGCUAUUGUUGUUUACGAGUUGUGUGAGGCUGCAUCUGCGGCCCUUGAGGCGUUGAAUGACUUCAAGGUGGAGAAAGAUAGGUAUCUCCGAGUCUCGGUGUACGACGAGGUGCGGGACCGUAAGGCACUGGAGAGAAGAAAACGGCGGCGUGAGAUGAAGGAAGAGUAUAAGCGAAAUAUAGCGGGUACCUGUGCUUCGGAUGAGAAGGAAAGCUGA
Molecule: messenger RNA, 354 nt
Organism: Trypanosoma grayi
Lineage: Eukaryota; Euglenozoa; Kinetoplastea; Trypanosomatida; Trypanosomatidae
Product: putative pre-mRNA branch site protein p14
Exons: 1
Coding region: 1-354 (117 amino acids)
Molecular function (GO): RNA binding
Source: RefSeq, a predicted model, not a curated record